GAGAGAGGGAGAGGGAGAGAGAGAUGAUGAUGAAAGAGGAGGAAGCCCAUAUGACUUGACAAGGGCUCAAAGUUCUCGCUUCUCAGUUGGGAAACGAGCAACGCUGUGAAACAGCAAGAGAGAAAUUUGCUGUUACUUUGGUACACAAUUCUAUGUAUUUUUUACCCCCCCAAUUCUCCCUCCUUUACUUAUACCUUGUCUCCUCCGUCCCUAAACAAGCCAAAUUUUCAUAUCUUUCAACUCCACGUGUGGAGGGAGAGAACACACAACACAACUCUCUCUGCCUUCAAACUCAUCAGUCAUCACUACUCCUUGCUCUAUUAUCCCUUUCUCACUUGCUCUAUAGCCCUUUCUCGCCUAUUGUCAUACUAAUAUCCCAACAAAAUCCCACAAAAAUCCCAGAUUCUGAACCUUCUCAAAAUCCCAUAUAUAAACAAAUAGUUUUGUUUAUUUGCCUAUUUCUUAUGACACAAACCUAAAAUCUGCCUUCCGACGACUUCUAUAAGUUCAUACCCAAUAGCUUAUCUCCAUGCAAAGAAUUCAUUGUUGUUCAAACAUUUCAUCAGGUGAGACUGAUGAGAUUGGCAGUUUGGAGGCUGAUGAUCAAGAUGAUGAUUCUUUAACUCUUCUUUCUCUUGCUCCUCCAGGCCAAAACAACACCUCAAAGAAUCUUCUGGACUGUAGUUUUGAGUACUCCUCAUGCCAACUACCUCAGGAUAACUAUCAACAAUGCCCUAGGACUAGUGCUGAAAAUGGUGUAACAGUGGCACUUCAUAUUGGUCUGCCUACUUCAGAAGCUAGCUCUACUAGUCAUGCUCAUAACUUUGGGGUUCUUCCUGAAGGACAAUACUGGAUUCCUACUCCAGCUCAAAUUCUUGUUGGCCCCACUCAGUUUUCUUGUCCUGUAUGCAACAAAACAUUUAACAGAUACAACAAUAUGCAGAUGCAUAUGUGGGGGCAUGGAUCACAAUACAGAAAAGGGCCAGAAUCUUUAAGAGGGACAAAGCCAGCCUCAUCCAUGCUUAAACUUCCCUGUUACUGUUGUGCUGAGGGUUGCAAGAACAACAUAGAUCAUCCAAGAUCAAGGCCCUUGAAGGAUUUUAGGACUCUUCAAACACACUACAAGAGAAAGCAUGGGACAAAGCCAUUUCAGUGCAGAAAAUGUGGGAAGCCAUUUGCGGUUAGAGGAGACUGGAGGACUCAUGAAAAGAAUUGUGGGAAGUUAUGGUUUUGUAUUUGUGGUUCUGAUUUUAAGCAUAAAAGAUCACUCAAAGACCAUAUUAGAGCUUUUGGAGAUGGCCAUGCAGCACAUAGUCAAGACUUGCGUGGAAUUGAAGAAUUAGUAGAAUUAGAAGAAGAUGAUGAAGAAGAAGAGGACAACUACUAAGUAGGGCUAGAUAGACUUUGUACCCUCGAAAAGUAUUGGGGGUUUUGUUAGUUUGUACCCUAAACAUUAGUAUUCUACUAACUUAUGUUUGUUGUCAAUUGACCAGUUUUCGUACAUGAUUUGCACGUUUGUAGUAGGUAAUAAUAAAUUGCACAUUGGCUCUUGUCAA
Messenger RNA from Coffea arabica (coffee), 1556 nucleotides. RefSeq names its product zinc finger protein WIP6. The record is from RefSeq and is a predicted model, not a curated record. Gene Ontology annotation, biological process: anatomical structure development; regulation of gene expression. Gene Ontology annotation, molecular function: DNA-binding transcription factor activity. Gene Ontology annotation, cellular component: nucleus. NCBI's taxonomy places the organism in Eukaryota, Viridiplantae, Streptophyta, Magnoliopsida, Gentianales, Rubiaceae.